This is a messenger RNA of Setaria italica (foxtail millet), 1179 nucleotides long. Its product is annotated as probable esterase PIR7A. The record is from RefSeq and is a predicted model, not a curated record. Lineage: Eukaryota; Viridiplantae; Streptophyta; Magnoliopsida; Poales; Poaceae. Gene Ontology annotation, molecular function: methyl indole-3-acetate esterase activity; methyl salicylate esterase activity; methyl jasmonate esterase activity. The transcript is spliced from 3 exons. Gene Ontology annotation, biological process: jasmonic acid metabolic process; salicylic acid metabolic process. The coding region runs from base 78 to 872 and encodes 264 amino acids.
UGACAGCCACAUGGAUUGUUAAGCGAAAAUACUCGAAAGAUCAAGGCCGCCGCUCCAAGUCACGAGCUGAGAGGGCGAUGGAGGGCGGCGCCAAGACGACGCAGCACCACUUCGUGCUGAUCCAUGGCGUCUGUCACGGCGCGUGGUGCUGGUACAGGGUGGCCACCGCCCUGGAGGCUGUCGGCCACCGCGUGACGGCGCUAGACAUGGCCGGGUGCGGCGCCAGCCCUGGCCGCGGCGAGGAGGUGGCGUCCUUCGAGGUGUACAGCCGGCCGCUACUGGAGGUGGUGGCCGUGCUACCGGAGGGCGAGAAGGCGGUUCUCGUCGCCCACAGCUUCGGCGGGCAGAGCCUCGCGCUGGCCAUGGAGACGUACCCGGAGAAAGUCGCCGUGGCCGUGUUCGUCACGGCCACCAUGCCCGCCGCCGGGAAGCCCAUGACAUACGCCUUCAAGCAGCUGUCACAAGGGAAAGGGCCAGAUUUCUUCAUGGAUUGCACACUUGGAACCACUGGUGAUCCCCAGAAUCCGGAUAAGACAUUUCUCUUCGGACCAAAGUACAUGGCGAGAAGAGUGUAUCAACUGAGCCCUCCAGAGGAUCUGACCCUGGCAAUUGCCAUGGUGAGGCCGUCACGACGGUUCCUUAAUGACGAGACGAUGACGGGGAACGUCCUGACUGCAGAGAGGUAUGGCGCAGUGAGGCGUGUGUAUGUCGUGGCUGAAGACGACGAGUGGAAACCGGCGGAGAUGCAGCGGCUUAUGGCCUCAUGGAACCCCGGCACCGAAGUGAUGGGGUUGCAGGGAGCUGAUCAUAUGCCCAUGUUCUCAAAGCCGAGGGAGCUCUCAGAAUUACUCAUGGAAAUUGCCAACAAGUAGAGUUGAUGAUUUCAGAAACAUCCUCCGCUUAUAAAGCUGGUCAUCAUUGUUGCCUGUAAUCCAUAGCUGUCUCCGUUUUUUCCUUUUUACCGUUGCCUGUUGAAUAAGCCCACCGGUGGUGGAGCGAGUCUGUAGGAGCUCAAGUGCAUGGUUGCAUGCAGAGCGCGUCUGUAGGAGAGUGUGCGCGGUGUAUGGAGCUGAACAUGGGAUGGCAUGUUCACGAAAGGCGGCAUGCCGUGCGUAUAGGAGUCGUUGGUUAGCUUCUAUUUGUAUUCAGCAAUACAAGGGAAAAACGCUGCCUGUUCUU